Molecule: messenger RNA, 2229 nt
Organism: Seminavis robusta
Lineage: Eukaryota; Bacillariophyta; Bacillariophyceae; Naviculales; Naviculaceae
Source: the annotation of a GenBank genome assembly
UAGCAAUUUUUCGUCAGUUAGUUAUUGCGAAUGUUGCGAUGACACCCUUCACACUUUUUUGAAACACACUCGCAUUACCGCUCCACCCGGUAGAAGUAGCCGUUGUCAAACUCACACACAAGCACAAAACGACAAACACCAAGACAACCACCUCUUCAGCUAUUACUAUUAGAAGUAAUAGUAAUAAGAAUCAGCAAUAGAAUGUCGCAUGCUUCUGAAUCCCCCUCCGCCCGAGCUCCACCGGAAGAAGAAGAAGAAGACAUCCCCUUUAGUGGUUUUGAUGAGAUUGAGAAUGCCUUCAACAGAGUCUCCCUAGUGGCUGACUCUUUGUUGGAUUCGAUCAAUGACGAUUCAUUGCGUGCCAAGGAUCGAGAGCGACAGCGACGUCGAAACAAGAACAAAAGAUCUCCUGGUAGAUCUACUUAUUACAACUCGGACUCUUCUGUGGAUGAUGACCUGACCGACUACAACAAUAAUACGGCUGCGUCUCAUGCUGGCAAACACACGUCGACUUCUGCUGAGGGUCGCCAUGCACCAGAACAGGUGCACCGAAAUGUGGUAUCUCCCUACGAUGCGUAUACCUCGAACAACAAUAGUGAUCACAACUACACUCCUACUUCCUACUAUCAGGAUGACGACGUCUCUUUGCUGGGAGACUCGAUAGUGGGUGCCGAUGAUGGUGAUUCCCUCGAUGGAUCCUUGGUGCAUGACCUGCAUAAUUUAAAGAGUAUCCAAAAAGCCAUGCAGGCUGAUCUCAUGAAAGGGGAAGAAGACUUCCAGGCGAAUGUGACUUCUACCGAAGGAGGAGAGUUCAAUGGCAAGUCCUUCUUUCAAAAACUCGAAGCCGCUGCUGCCGAAAAUAAUGGCAAGACACCCAAGACGCACAAUCUGAAUUUCAAGUCCAAGCUACUCGCCAACAAGAACCGAAACAAGCCAUUUGCGACCAUUGAUAUUCGCCGCAAAUCACACACCGCGACAAUCGACAACAAGCCGCCGCAACCGUCCUUGUGGGAACAGCUUCGAACAUUUGUCACCAAGUAUCUCGGUGACAAACCCAAUCUACCGUUCUUUCUUUUCAAUGCCAUUGUCUGGAUUGCCGUGUUCAAAAUUGCACUUGCGGCAAGAAAGUAUCUGGUGGAAGACGAUGGUACACUUGGCAUGUCUCCAUUUGUACUGGCAAUGACAAGUUAAUCAAUCACAGUGGGCACACAGUACAGUACCAACAGGCAACCAAACAAGCAUGGGUUUUGGCACAAGUAAAUAGAAGUACAGUCAUGUGUUUUGUGUUGUUUGUUGUGGUGGAAAAAAGAGAGAGACGACCGAUAAUAAAUGAUGCGUCUCUCUCGAUUUCGUGAUGAUAAAAAGGUGGUGCAAUUCUUACGUGUUAACAAAUGAUGCAAAAAAAGAUGUAACAAAGAAACAAAAUCAUACUGCGGAGAACGAAAGAUAAAAACGAUAGAGUUUGAAGAUUCCAAAGAAAGAAAGCAUGUCGACUAGAUAGCUUGUACGGUACUGGUAGCUCCAUCUGUCAUUGCGGUACACUAGCUUCCAAAUUAUAUGCCGAUACUAGUACCUAUCCAAUCGAAGAACCCCAACGCAAGGGCCGACCUCCAAUCAUCUGAUCAAGUUUAAUGUAACUCAAUAGUAUAGCUGAUGUUUUGUUUUAGACACUCAGGCAAUGGGUACGCCUUUCGCUUGUGCGUUUCGAAAACGAUGUCGAAUGCUCCAAUAGUCCUUUUGCAUAGACGACUCUGCCUUGGUCAGCACAUCUAGCUGGCUGCUGAUUGCAUCCAUCUUGGCCUUGACCUCAGGGUUGAGAGGACCAUUUCCCUGCACGCGUUCACCAUAGGAUUUGUUCGCGACGAGGGCUUCCACGUUUGCUGGUAAUACCAAUCCAGGGUACUGUAGCUUUGUAUCCUUUACGUUGUUCGCAACCAAGAGCUUGUCAAUAUUGCCAAAGUACUGUGGCUCAUUGUACCAAAUGCAAUUGCCUUUCCGAUGAAAAGAGAAGACAUUGUGUUGAGCAUGGCAAACCAACGCGCAAGUAACACACAAGCUAGCUAGAGUCUAGGCUAGCAAGACAUACCUCCAGCAUCAAAGUCUCGGGUAUCUUCGCAAGGUGGUUUCUUUCCUUUGCGACAAAACCAUACUCGUUCUUUCACAGUCGAAACCAGACUGAUGGCCAAACCCAUGUGAUCCGCACGACCAACUCUUCCGACCCUAUGAACA